This is a messenger RNA of Mesorhabditis spiculigera, 1716 nucleotides long. NCBI's taxonomy places the organism in Eukaryota, Metazoa, Nematoda, Chromadorea, Rhabditida, Rhabditidae. The record is from the annotation of a GenBank genome assembly.
AUGAGUGAAUCAGAUUUCGAUGUUGUGGUUUUGGCGGUGAAACCUGCGAUGGCUCGUGAAGCCAUUGGGUCCUUGCCGGGCACAGUCUUGUCACGGGCUGUUCUGGUGUCGGUGAUGGCUGGUGUUGGAUGUAGCGAAAUGAGUGACGCAGCGGGCAAUUGCGCGCCGGUGGUUCGCGCGAUGCCAAAUACAGCCGUCAUGGUGAACCAGGGAUGUACGGGCCUCUUCAGCACCACGCUCGUGGACCCGGCAAAGCGUGGGCAAAUCCAAAAGCUGUUCGAAGCUGUCGGCAUUGCCGUAUGGCUUGAGCGCGAAGCUCAGGUAGAUGCGGUCACAGCCAUCAGCGGUAGCGGCCCAGCUUAUUACCACUUGUUCAGCGAAGCCUUGGCAAACGCAGGUGUCGAGCUUGGCCUGCCCAUCGAGUUGGCGCGUCAACUCGCGGCCCAAACAGCCCUGGGUGCCGCAACGCUGCAAUGCCAACCACAGGCUGACUUUGCCGCGUUGCGCGAGGCAGUGACUUCGCCAAACGGAACGACAGCGGCCGCCAUCGCCAAGUUUGAAGAAAACGAUCAGCUCCGACGACUUGUGAUGUUAGCCGCGCAAGCCGCUCAUGCCCGGAACAUGGCCAUUCAGAUGUUGGUCGCUCUCGUAGCCGGGAGUGCCGUAGGGGCACUCUUGCCACAAUUUGCGAGUGACUUGAGCCCUCUGUCGGCGGCCUUCAUGAAGCUGAUCAAAGCCUUGGGGAUCGCCAACAUUGGUAAGGGCGCCAAUGUUGGCCGUCUUGGCUUGCGAGCGAUUAUCUACUUCGAAGUCUUGACGACGCUCGCUAUGGCGAUGGGUCUACUGGUAUCCAGGUUGUUCGAGCCCGGUGCGGGCAUGAACAUCGAUUACCACACGUUGAAUACCAACGCGAUUUCAUCGUUCGUUGCAACCGCGGAGCAUCGCACUACGGUCAGCUGGUUGCUUUCAAUUAUUCCCGACACAUUCCUGUCGGCGUUUAUCAAUGGCAACCUCUUGCCUAUCUUGCUGAUGGCAGUGAUGUUCGGCAUGGCCCUGUUGAAGAUGGGGGCGCGUGCCAGCAGUCUCGUGGACAUGAUGGAAAAAAUGUCCGAAGCAGUGUUUGGUAUGGUCGGCAUGGUCAUGAAGUUUGCACCGUUGGCGGUGUUCGGUGCGAUCGGUUACACCAUCGGCAACUAUGGAUUGGCAUCCAUGGUUCCGCUUUUGAAGUUCCUGGUAUUGUUUUAUGCCUGCUGCGUUGUGUUCAUCGCACUGGUGUUGGGGUCUGUAUGCCUAUACACACGUGUGAGUCUGUGCCGAUUGAUCAUGUACUUGCGCGUGGAGAUUUUAUUGGCUUUUGGCACGGCUUCGUCCGAGGCAGUGCUGCCCAAUAUCAUGAAAAAGCUGGUUGAAGGUGGUGUAAAGAAACACGUGGUUGGUUUUGUUAUUCCAGCCGGUUUCUCGUUCAACCUUGACGGUUCAUCCAUGUACUUCGUCAUGGCGAUUAUGUUCGUCGCUCAGGCCUGCAACGUACCGCUUACGCUCUCUCAGGAGCUGAGCAUGAUCCUUGUCUUCAUGUUGACAUCGAAAGGCAUUGCGGGGGUGGCGGGAGCUGGCUUCGUCACUUUGGCGGCCACGCUACAGAUGUUCCCCAAGUUCCGCUCGCCGGCAUCGUAUUGCUGCUGGGUAUCGAUCGUUUCAUGGACGCCAUGCGUACCG